AUCCGGCCGAAGCUUAGCUGUAGUCUCUCCUUGUUGCACAGUGAGCACACUAACUUUUCUAGGGGGGAAAAAUCUCAAGGGUGGGUAGACUUGAGUUCUUUGUCAACUGAGGGAUUUUCUUGAGAUUCUGUUUUCCUCUUCUUUUUGAAAAAAAAAUCAUCUUCCAUUAUUUUUUCUUUACUGAUAAUAUAACAACAGAACAAGUCAUAAUCAUGUCGGAGCACAGCAGGAAUUCCGAUGUAGAAGAUCUUGUUGGUGAGGAGAUUGAUGAGGAUGAGAUCUUGGCCAACUUGUCCCCUGAAGAGCUGAAGGCACUGCAGUCGGAAAUGGAAAUCAUGGCCCCUGACCCCCACCUGCCUGUGAGCAUGAUUCAGAGAGAUCAGACCGACAAGCCACCCACUGGAAACUUCGACCAUAAAUCUCUGGUUGAUUAUAUGUAUUGGCAAAAGGCAUCUAGGCGAAUGCUGGAAGAUGAACGGGUUCCUAACGCCUUCGUACAAUCUGAGGAAAACGUUCGAGAAUACCAUGAAGACAGAGACAGGGGUGUUAAAAAUGUGCCCCAGUUUUUAAAAGAUAAACUGAAUAAUGAAAUAGUUGCACAUAAAAGAGAAUCAAAGGGCAGCAACAGUGUACAAGAAACAGAUGAUGAUGAUGACAAUGAUGAAGAUGAAGAUGAAGAAGAAGAAGAAGAAGAUGAUGAUGAAGAAGAAGAAGAAGAUGAAGAUGAAGAUGAUGGUGAAGAGAGUGAUGGAAAAACCAAUAGAGAGAAAGAAAAUGAAGCAAAGGAACAGACUCGCAAUGGUGAGAGCAAUAGCCCAAGGGUCACUACAAAAGCAUUGGAAGACCAGAAAGACAGGUCUGAGCCCCAAGAAACAAGUGGGAAAAAAAUAGCAAAGCUAGAUCCUAAGAAGUUAGCUCUAGAUACUAGUUUUCUUAAGAUAAGUGCAAGGCCUUCAGGAAAUCAAACCGACCUGGAUGGCAGCCUGAGGCGAGUGAGACAGAAUGACCCUGACAUGAAAGAACUCAACCUGAACAACAUCGAGAACAUCCCCAAAGACAUGUUACUGGACUUCGUCAAUGCCAUGAAGAAAAACAAACACAUCAAAACGCUCAGCUUAGCAAACGUGGGUGCCGAUGAGAGUGUGGCCUUUGCCUUGGCCAACAUGCUGCGGGAGAACAGAAGUAUCACCACCCUCAACAUCGAGUCCAACUUCAUCACUGGCAAAGGCAUUGUGGCCAUCAUGCGGUGCCUACAGUUUAACGAGACCCUCACCGAACUUCGUUUUCACAACCAGAGGCACAUGCUGGGCCACCAGGCAGAAAUGGAGAUCUCCAGGCUCUUGAAGGCCAACAAUACUCUCUUGAAGAUGGGCUACCAUUUUGAGCUGCCAGGCCCCCGGAUGGUGGUGACUAAUCUGCUCACUAGAAAUCAGGAUAAACGGAGGCAGAAAAGACAAGAAGAACAAAAGCAACAGCAACUCAAAGAGCAGAGGAAGUUGAUAGCCAUGUUGGAGAACGGUCUGGGGCUGCCCCCUGGAAUGUGGGAGAUGUUAGGGGGGCCCAUGCCAGAUUCUAGAAUGCAAGAGUUCCUUCAGGCUCCCCCUGGACGGCCUCCCAACCCCCCAGCCAUGCCCUUUGGACGAAGGAAUGAAAUGAUGAAAAACCCAUCUCAGCCUCCAAAGUACCAGACAGACCCCGACUCCUUCCGGGUGGUGAAACUGAAGAGGAUUCAGCGCAAAUCUCGCAUGCCAGAAGCCAGAGAACAACCUGAGAAAACCAACCUGAAAGACGUGAUCAAAACACUCAAACCAGUGCCCAGAAACAGGCCACCCCCGCUGGUGGAAAUCACUCCCAGAGAUCAGCUCCUGAACGACAUUCGUCACAGCAAUGUCGCCUAUCUGAAACCUGUGCAACUGCCAAAAGAACUGGAGUAGGAGGCAGCAGGAUCAUCUAGAAGAACAAGAAGCCAAGCAGUGACUGUGGGGUUAGGGCUUGGAAGCAAUUCCAGCAGCAGCACUUCUGGAUACAGAGUGGUAGACCUGGGAACAGUCUUAUAGCUCGGAUGGGUAUUUGUGAAGGAUGGGCCCUAACAAAUACACGAGGAAAAGGAAGGAGAUAAAAUACUAGUUUUCAUGGGCAACAUUUUUUUUUCUAUUCCUGUCUGUUUGAGUGAUGGGUGGCACUUAAGAGUUAUGCUUCCAGAAGAAGUUAAACAUUAAAAAAAAAACAUUUACUUUACUAUUGCUUUCUUCUGGUAAAUGAUAAUAAAUAUGGCAGCAGUGUU
Molecule: messenger RNA, 2284 nt
Organism: Perognathus longimembris pacificus (Pacific pocket mouse)
Lineage: Eukaryota; Metazoa; Chordata; Mammalia; Rodentia; Heteromyidae
Gene: Lmod3
Product: leiomodin 3
Exons: 3
Coding region: 213-1934 (573 amino acids)
Biological process (GO): muscle contraction; myofibril assembly; pointed-end actin filament capping
Cellular component (GO): myofibril; striated muscle thin filament
Molecular function (GO): tropomyosin binding
Source: RefSeq, a predicted model, not a curated record